AUGUGUGAAGCACAAAAGACACGCGGCUUUGAGUAUAUCGACGAGCAUUCAAUCAGGGACGAGCUCAAGUGCAGCAUUUGCACUGAACCAUUCAUCGAUCCUGUAGUGACAUCGUCUUGUGAUCACACCUUCUGUCGUUCAGGCAUUGAAAAUGCACUAAAGAGGAAGGCUGCCUGUCCCGAUUGUCGUCACGAGCCGCUCUCAUCUGGUGAACUAAAGCCGUCGGGUCGUAUUCUCUUAAAUUUACUCAAUCGACUUUUGGUAAGAUGUACGAACUGCUGUCAAACCAACAUUCAACGAGGACUUUUUGAUGAUCACAUCAAAAAAUUGUGUCCAAAAGUAGAUGUAGCCUGCUCAGCUGCGGAUCUCAAGUGCGAGUGGAGGGGGCCACGCGAUCAGCUCUCGAAUCAUCUUGCGAAUUGCAUGAUUGAGCCAAUGAGACCUAUUCUUGGCCAGUUUAUUCCUAUUACAGAGCGCAUCGAUCGCAGUGAACGUGAAAAUGAGCAACUCAAGUUGAAGGUGGCUGCUCUCGAGCAACGGUGCAACGAGCAUGAAAUCGAAAUUCAACAAUUGAAACAGAAGAUGACCGAGAAGAUGAGCCGAACAGUCAUCGAAAACCUCCGAUUCCAUCCGACUUUGCAUAACCCAAAUGUCACUAUUUCCGAAGCUGGCCUCAAAGCUGUUACCCCCGCAAGCGGCUGUACUCGGUGUAUGUAUGCAAAAGUAAAUGAUGUUUCGUGGCAACAUGGACGUCAUUAUUGGGAAAUCACAUUAGAAACGUUGGCUGGUUGUUACGCAUCGAUGGGUGUUGCCAUAUCCGGAUGGACUGCAGAUAAACGUAUAGGUGAUGAUUCUUAUAGUUGGGCUUUAAGGAUCUAUAAUAAUCAUAGUAGUCAUGAACAUUCUGGAUUGCGGCACGAUGGUAAAUCUUCCGAUUAUUAUAAGUUAUUUCCUGUGGGCACUCGUGUUGGAGCACUGCUUGACUCGGACGAAGGCACUCUCGAGUAUAUUGUUGAUGGGGCGAAGAAAGGUAAUGUACAUAUUAAAUCUAUAAGUGCUGACACCAGCGACUUCUUUAUACUCAAAUAG
Rotaria socialis is the source of this 1089-nucleotide messenger RNA. NCBI's taxonomy places the organism in Eukaryota, Metazoa, Rotifera, Eurotatoria, Philodinida, Philodinidae. The record is from the annotation of a GenBank genome assembly.